Eptesicus fuscus (big brown bat) is the source of this 1860-nucleotide messenger RNA. RefSeq names its product secretogranin II (gene SCG2). Bases 1 to 1860 code for a protein of 619 amino acids. The record is from RefSeq and is a predicted model, not a curated record. Lineage: Eukaryota; Metazoa; Chordata; Mammalia; Chiroptera; Vespertilionidae. Gene Ontology annotation, cellular component: secretory granule. The transcript has a single exon.
AUGGCAGAAGCUAAGACUCACUGGCUUGGAGCAGCCCUGUCUCUCAUCUCUUUAAUUUUCCUCAUCUUUGGGGCUGAGGCAGCUUCAUUUCAGCGAAACCAGCUGCUUCAGAAAGAACCAGACCUCAGAUUGGAAAACGUCCAAAGGUUCCCCAGUCCUGAAAUGAUCAGGGCUUUGGAAUAUAUAGAAAAGCUCCGACAACAAGCUCACAAAGAAGAAAGCAGUCCAGACUAUAAUCCCUACCAAGGUGUCUCUGUUCCCCUUCAGCAAAAAGAAAAUGGAGAUGAAAGUCACUUCUCAGAAAGUUCAAGGGAUUCCCUGAGUGAAGAUGAGUGGAUGAAAAUAAUCCUUGAAGCUCUGAGACAGGCUGAAAAUGAGCCCCAGUCUGAACCAAAUGAAAACAAGCCCUAUACCUUGAAUUCAGAGAAGAACUUUCCAGUUGACAUGCCUGAUGAUUAUGAAACUCAACAGUGGGCAGAGAGAAAGCUCAAGCACAUGCGAUUCCCUCCUAUGUAUGAAGAGAAUUCCAGGGACAACCCCUUUAAGCGCACGAAUGAAAUAGUGGAGGAGCAGUAUACUCCUCAAAGUCUUGCUACACUGGAAUCUGUGUUCCAAGAGCUGGGGAAGCUGACAGGACCAAACAACCAGAAGCGUGAGAGGUCAGAUGAGGAGCAAAAACUUUACACAGAUGAUGAAGAUGAUAUCUACAAGGCCAAUAACAUUGCCUAUGAAGAUGUGGUUGGGGGCGAAGAUUGGAAUCCAGUAGAGGAAAAAAUAGAGAGUCAAACCCAGGAAGAGGUAAAGGACAGCAAAGAGAAUAUAGAAAAAACUGAACAAAUCAAUAAUGAAAUGAAGCGUUCAGGGCAGCUGGGCCUCCAGGAUGAAGAUCUCCGGAAAGAGAGUAAAGAUCAACUCUCAGAUGAUGUCUCCAAAGUAAUUGCCUAUCUGAAAAGGUUAGUGAAUGCUGCAGGAAGUGGGAGGUCACAGAAUGGGCAAAAUGGGGAGAGAGCAACCAGGCUUUUUGAGAAACCACUUGAUUCUCAGUCUAUUUAUCAGCUGAUUGAAAUUUCAAGGAAUUUACAGAUACCUCCUGAAGACUUAAUUGACAUGCUCAAAACAGGAGAGAAGCCAAAUGGAUCAGUGGAACCAGAGCCGGAACUUGAACUUCCUGUGGACCUAGAUGACACCUCAGAGAUUGACUUAGACCGUCCAGAUAUGUUCCAAAAUAAGAUGCUUUCCAAGAAUGGCUACCCCAAAAUACCUGGGCGUACUGUGACAGAGGCCCUACCAGAUGGGCUCACUGUUGAGGACAUUUUAAAUCUUUUAGGGAUGGAUAGUGCUGCAAAUCAAAAGCCUCCAUAUUUUUCCAGUCAGUAUAACAGAGAGAAGGUUCUGCCAAGACUCCCCAAUGGUCCUGGAAGAUCGAGAGCAAAUCAGCUGUCCAAAGGUGUCUGGAUGCCAGAUGCUGAAAACAGACAAAUGGCCUAUGAAAACCUGAAUGACAAGGAUCAAGAAUUAGGAGAGUACUUGGCCAGGAUGCUAGUUAAAUACCCCGAGAUCAUGAAUCCAAACCAGAUGAAGCGAGCUCCCAGUCAAGUCUCCUCUGAAGAUGACCUACAGGAAGAGGACCAAGUCGAGCAGGCCAUCAAAGAACAUUUGAAUCAAGGCAGCUCUCAGGAGAUUGACAAACCAGCCUCCGUAAGCAAACGGCUCCCUAUGGGGCCCCCGAAGAAUGAGAAUACCCCAAACAGACAGUACUUGGAUGAAGAUCUGUUAAUGAAAGUGCUCGAAUACCUCAACCAAGAAAAGGCAGAAAAGGGAAGGGAGCAUAUUACCAAGAGAGCAAUGGAAAAUAUGUAA